AUGAGGCAUAUUACGAUCCUUUUAUUUUAUAUAUAUGGCACGAUACAAUUAUGCCUAUGCAAAGAUAUAGGUAGGAGACAAGUAUCUAAUGAUGAAAUCAGUAGAUCCAAGGAUUCAGAAGAGACACCUGAUUUUCCAUUCACCACUGUGAUAGACAUAUUAUCAUCCAAUGUUCAAUUUUCUACAUUUUUAAGGCUUAUACAACGAAGUGGCAAUGUCAAUCAUUUGAAUGAUUUACAGAAUUUUACAUUGUUUGCACCCGUAAAUUCUGCAUUUGCUGAUUACGAUGAUGAGUUUGAUAUUUCUACAUUUGAUAUUAAUGAUUAUAUAUUCCAUAAUUGCAUAUUAUACACCAACGAUCUCAUAAACACAACAAAGAUAAUAUAUGAAGGUGUAAACCAUCCUUUUGUAAUAGGACAAUCAUGGGAUAGUAUGACUAAGACAAAUUUCAAGAUAAAUAAAAUUCCAAUUGUAGAACCUGACUUGACACCGAAUUUUCAAAAUGCAACAGUUCAGGGUAUAUUGAAUAAUCUUGAAAAGCCAUUAUCUCUCUCUGAAGUUAUAAAGGAGGAAAACUAUCAAUUACAUGAUCAACUGGAUAUAAUAUUUGACGAUUUAAAUAGACUCAUUAGUAGGAUUUCAGAGUCGGAAAAAAUGGUCGAUGGUAAUACUGUGAUUAUACCAUCUGAUGAUUCGUUUGAACGUCAUCUAAAUUCAGUUGAACUUAAAUAUUUGCUGGACUCAUAUAAUAAUUUAGACAGAAUGCAAAGACCUGUACGAGAGAAAUGGAUUAAUCACUUGGAGAGUUUUUUUCGUAACCUCAUAUUUAAAGGAAUACACGGGGGCUUCAUAGACCAAUCUGAAGUUUUAACUAAUUUGAAUAAUGAGUCCAUAUUAUUUGAUAGUAAUAGAGUUGGUACUCAUCAUUCUUCCAAUAUUACUCAGGAUUCAUUGGCCUCCAAUGAAAUAUUCCGUAAUGGAGUAGCUCAUUUUUUUGAAGAUACCACAAUUCUAACCAAUGGAGUUUCAUUUGAUGCAGAGAAUUAUUUACAUGGUUUAAAUUGCUCUGGAUUUGUAAGUGAAAUGUAUUUUAGAAAUAUUGAAGAUAUGAUCCAGAGUAAAGAGGGCAUUGAUGAGAAAAUGACAAUUUUUGUUCCAGAGGCAAAUCAAAACGAUGGUAUGGGAUUCACAAAAUCAACUUUACUUUAUCAUUUUAUGAAUGAACAAAUACGACUAGAGGAAGAUUUUCCCGUCUUAAGUAGAGGAGAAUCGUUUACCAAGAUAUUUAAUUCUUCAUUCUGUUCUUCUGGGAAGAAAUUAGGAAAUAAUUGUCAAAGAGUUAAAAUUACUAAACGUGGAGAUGGAUAUUGGAUUAACGAUAAAUUGAAAAUCACUGUAUCCAAACCUUAUAUCAUUGGUAAUAAAUUAAUUUAUACAUUUACAGGUGACUUAACGCCACCUGGUGACCUAAUUUUAUCUGUACCACCGUUUGCACAUUGUUCCAAAUCGAUUUCCUUUUUGAGACAAUUGAACCUAUUAGAAUUAAAACAGAAUCACGAAGGUUAUACAGUGUUUUUGCCAUGUUUCAAUUCCUGGGGAUCAAUCUCGUUAACGAUGGAUUUGAUAGAGAGAGAUUUAUCCCUGAUGGAACAAAUAAUGAAAAAUUAUAUUCUUAAUGGAUUGUAUUAUACAGAUAUGGAGGAUAAAUUGUUGGAGACAACUAAUAUAUUAGGUGAGAAAGUUAAAUUGAAGAGAAUAGACGAUCCAGAUGACUCGAAGAAUAUAGAACUUGAAUUGGAUACAAUGUUUGAUAAUAUUACCCUUUCCAAAACUGAAGAUAUUUUUUUCAAUCAAGGUGUUUUGCAACCAUUCCAAAUGACGGAUCUACCUAAAGCAGUUAAUAUAUCUAUAAAGCAGCUUAUAGGAGUAACAGAUUCUUUUGAGAUGAUAAGUUUUUUGAAUAAAUUUGGAGAUUUAUCGCACAAAUUGUUUCAUAAUUCACCCCACGCUGAUUUAUAUUCCAUUUUAAUACCGACCUAUUCGUCGUUAAUAUUUGAGGAUAUUAAUAUCAAUUCUACAAAAUUGGAAAAUUUCUUGAGAUUACAUAUACUUAAGGGUAAUGAAACAGCUGGACUGAUCAAUUGUUCCGGUGAAAUAACAACAGAUUUAGGACAAAUCUUGGAAUGCCGAAAAGUUUCCGAUACUGAAUCAUUCCUAAAAAUAAAAGGUGGAUCCGAUAAUGAAGUUAGAAUAUUGAAAAAGGGUUGCUCUACUGCACGAAACAACCAUGCUGACCAAAGAGCAUGUGUAUUUUUAAUUGAUAGACCAUUAUCAUUAAGUUGGACCCACCGUUACAAUUAUCAUUUUUCGUUCCCAAUAAUGGCGAUCGCAACAGGUGCUGUAAUAGGUGUUUUGUUCAUAAUGAGUUUAUUCUGUUGUAUGGUUGUUCUAAAAGUUGGAAAGGAUCCUUCCCAUAGGCACACAGAUACCAAUGACGAAGAACAAGCAAGAGAUGAGCAUGAUCCUCGAAGACCAUUAUUAUCCGUGCCUGGUAAUAAUGUACGAAGUUAUACAAACCAACACAGAAUGGUCAGAACACCGACUAGUUUCAACGGCGCUACAUCUAAAUCCAAUGAUAGUCCAUCAAAUUCUAGCACAAUUCCAACACAUUGCUCAAAGAGUGCUGCACAAGCAUAUUCUGCAAAUUCUACCGCAACACCAAUAAAUGUGUCACCAAGAAAUUGA
Molecule: messenger RNA, 2745 nt
Organism: Maudiozyma saulgeensis
Lineage: Eukaryota; Fungi; Ascomycota; Saccharomycetes; Saccharomycetales; Saccharomycetaceae
Source: the annotation of a GenBank genome assembly